AAAAAUUGCGAUUGGACAUUGUAGUUUAUCGAAUACUGUGAUCAGUGAGUUUGAGCCCUUGCAUUGAAAACCGUUUUCUUUCCCGAGACAUAGUGAUUAGUGAGUUAAAAGUGUGUGAUAUUUGAAUAAAAUAAGUGGAAGUAAAGUGCUUUUACUCUUCGUGUGAUAAUGGCCGCGGCGCUCCCGCCGUCGCCCGCGUGAAUCUCUGAUAUUGCAGCAGUGAACUCCGGGCCUGUCUCAGCGUUACCCGACCACAAUGAAAAUGGUGUUGUCACAACGGCAACGCGAGGAGCUAAACAAAGCUAUCGCUGAUUACCUCGGCAGCAAUGGCUACACGGACGCGCUGGAAGCGUUCAAAAAGGAGGCCGACAUGAGCGGCGAAAUGGACCGAAAAUUCGGGGGACUUCUCGAAAAGAAGUGGACCUCAGUUAUCAGGUUGCAGAAGAAGGUGAUGGAAUUGGAAUCGAAGCUUUCCGAGGUGCAGAAAGAGUUUAUAGAGGGCGCUCCAACGCGUGCGAAGCGCACGCCCACCGAGUGGAUACCUCGUCCGCCGGAGAAGUUCAGUCUCGCGGGACAUCGUGCUACUAUUACUAAGGUAAUAUUUCAUCCAGUGUUCAGUUUAUUGGUGUCGUCGAGCGAAGACGCCACCAUUAAGGUGUGGGACUUUGAAAACGGCGAUUUCGAACGAACCCUAAAGGGUCACACCGAUGCAGUUCAAGAUAUUGCAUUCGACCAUCAUGGAAAAUUACUUGUGUCGUGCAGCGCGGACAUGUCGAUAAAGCUAUGGGACUUCAACCAGACGUUCGAGUGCAUCAAGACGAUGCACGGCCACGACCACAACGUGUCGUCCGUCGCGUUCGCGCCCAGCGGCGACAUCGUGUACUCGGCGAGCCGGGACAAGACGAUCAAGGCUUGGGAGGUCGCCACUGGGUACUGCGUGAAAACAUACAAGGGCCACCGCGAGUGGGUGCGGAUGGUGCGCGUGUCGGCCGAUGGCAGUCUGCUCGCUUCGUGCUCCACUGAUCAGACAGUGCGCAUCUGGAAUGCUGACACUAAUGAAUGCAAGAUGGAGCUGCGCGAGCACGAGCACGUGGUGGAGUGCGUCGCGUGGGCGCCGGAGAGCGCGGCGGCGGCGGUCAACGAGGCGGCCGGCGGGGACAACCGCCGCGCCGCGCACGCGGGGCCCUUCCUCGCCAGCGGCUCGCGCGAUAAGUCCGUCAAGAUAUGGGACGUGAGCACGGGCGUAUGCCUCGCGACGCUGGUGGGGCACGACAACUGGGUGCGCGGCGCCGUGUGGCACCCGGGCGGCCGCUACCUGCUCACCGUGUCCGACGACAAGACGCUGCGCGUGUGGGACGUGGCGCACACGCGCUGCCUCAAGACGCUCUACGCGCACCAGCACUUCGCCACCAGCCUCGAUUUCCACAAGAACUUGCCAUACGUCAUAUCGGGCAGCGUCGAUCAGACAGUCAAAGUUUGGGAGUGUCGUUAAUAGCAUUGCCAUUUUAGUAACUUAAACUCACCGAUGAUAUCUUUAUCAUUAAUUUUUCACAUUAUUACAAAAAGCUGCAAUCGAUUGUUAUCUUAAGUUUCGAUUAUUAACGUGGAAUCAUUUAGAUAAACAAAAAUAUGUUUUUUUGAUAAUUUAUUGAUAUUGUUUCCUUUCCUCAAUUCAUUACAUUUUUACGUGUGUAUUUGACGAAGCUAUGUUCCUAUAAUUUUAAAAUUACUGCCUAUAUCAGUUGUUAAUAACACAUUCCAUUAAUGUCGGCUGUAUUAUCUCGUACAACAUUAAGUUCAAUUUAUAUAGUAAAUUACAUCAUUUUGGAAUACAAUGACGUAGUAUUCGUCAUAUACCGGUAGAAACAAUGGAGAAAGGAGUUAAAGCUGUGUUAUAAUUUAACAUUUCAUUAUUCUGUUUUACUUUUUAGUUAUUUUUUAUUAAUAAGAGCGUUUAGAUGUAACUUUAUUUGGUAUGAAUAGUUAAUUUUUAUGUGUCCGCUCUAGAUAGACUUGUACCUUGAUUUGUUUAUCGAUAAUUUAGUUUCAAUUUGCUAUCAAUGAUUAUUCAUGACAAUCGCACUGGAUUCGGUCAUUUCACGCUAAUUAUUAUUACAUACUCAUCAAAAUCUCCUUGUACAUAAUAUAAUGAAAAUCCUUUUAUUGUUUUGUAUCUCUGCUCUACAUGAUAAUCAUUAUGUUUGUUUGCUUGCGCCAACAGCAUUAAUGAGAAUCCACAGGGAUGUCACACUUCAUAGUCAUUGCGUUCGCGAUAUAUCGGAGAUAUUGAUGGAUAUAUGUUUUGUUCGUAUCGAUGGAAUAUUUAAAGGGACUUAUUUUAAGUUUUGUCAACUCAAAACUUUAACUAUAAGUUAGAGUGUAUAUUUAAUUUUUUACUAUUUAUUUACAUGUUCAAUAAUUAUUUUAUUAAAUGUCUCAAACAAAAUUAAUUUGUAGCACAUAAAUUGCAAGUAAGUGAUUUUUUUAUGCAAUGUUCUAAGUUUUACUAUAGAGUUAAUAAUAUUUUAGUUGUUUUGGAUUUAUAUCAUACAAUAGUUUUACAUAAACUGAAGUGUGUGAUAUAUUAUAACUUAUAAUUAAUUUUUCUAUCCAAUUUGCGGUAGCUAGAUUCAAAUAUAAUUACUUAUAUGAAUGCCUGUUGGAAAAUUUACUUAUUUAUUAAAAAUUAUUGAAUUUGGUUGCCCGACUUUCUAGAAUUUAGGGGUAGCAUGUAGAUUGUAACGUUAGAAGCUUUGCAGUGCUAGCAGUUAAAUGUCGAGAUGGGGAGUUAAAAUAUUUUGUAAGCGGGUGGAAAGCCAAGAUCGUAUUUAGUAGAAUGCCUAAAUAACAGGACUCGUAACGUUGCAUAGCAUUGUAUUGCAUGGUUAUAUGCUUAUCUAUGUAGAGUCGGUAAAUAGUGAUCAAGGAGAUUAUAGGUAAAGUAGGAUUAAAUAAGGGCUGCAUCGUUGGAACAGGUCGAAGGAUUGAUUGAUACUCAUGUUGUGUUACUUUUUGUGUUUUAGAUAUAAGAUGUAAACAUUGCACGCAGUUUGUUAGCUGGUUUUUUAAAUGAAACUUCUGCUAAUGACACAAAAAUGCUUUUAACCAGAUUUGCUAAUAUAUACUUAGUGCUCAUUGUCUACUACCUUUAUAAUCUCCUUGAGGGAACUUAUCUAUAAUUUAAAGCUUGCAAAUUGUAUUGUAUGUUUUAAAUAAAUAAGGAUUUGUAAUACAAUUAUCGAGGAAUAGUACUUGCACUUAUAACUAAAUUGCUUAUAUACAAUUUUCGAUUAAACAAAACCUCUUGAUACCUUAAUGAAUAAUAGCAACAACAACCUUAUAUCUUUCCAGCAAGAGGUCUAUGUAACCACUGUAUUUUAUCUUCAACUUAUAUAUAGAAAAUUACCUACCAACACUUCAUAGAAUUUGGUCUAAUAUUUUCUGUAAAUAAAUCAAAUAUGUCAUUAA
Messenger RNA from Zerene cesonia (dogface butterfly), 3468 nucleotides. RefSeq names its product lissencephaly-1 homolog. Bases 257 to 1492 code for a protein of 411 amino acids. Lineage: Eukaryota; Metazoa; Arthropoda; Insecta; Lepidoptera; Pieridae. The record is from RefSeq and is a predicted model, not a curated record. The transcript is spliced from 10 exons. Gene Ontology annotation, molecular function: protein binding.